Molecule: messenger RNA, 408 nt
Organism: Knipowitschia caucasica
Lineage: Eukaryota; Metazoa; Chordata; Actinopteri; Gobiiformes; Gobiidae
Source: the annotation of a GenBank genome assembly
AUGUAUCAUCUCGGCUUUACGAAAUGUCACCAGGGCCUCCGCUACAGGCGCAACAAGGCAAAGCUGGAGGCAGCCAAGCCCCUGAGUGACAGUGUGAUUCCUUACGUACACGGCUACAACUACUACGGAGGCCACACUGCUCCAGAACCAUAUGCACCAGGGACAAAGUACAAUCUACAAGAGCCUUCCUCUGCAUACAGCCCUUACAAUAGCAAAGCAGUCUACAAGCAAAACAGAGACAAUCUAGCAGUCGAGAAGAGAAGCAAAACUGAAGACGACAGAUACGAGAGGAAACAAUCGAAUGCUGGUAUAGAGUUACUGCUGCAGCAAGAACAACAGCGGAGAAACAACAGUGUGUCCAGCAAACCCAGCACCAUCAAGAGCAGGAUGGACGACUUGCAGAUCUGA